Messenger RNA from Dendrobium catenatum, 1645 nucleotides. Its product is annotated as mitogen-activated protein kinase 1. Gene Ontology annotation, cellular component: cytoplasm; nucleus. The transcript has 6 exons. Bases 278 to 1447 code for a protein of 389 amino acids. Gene Ontology annotation, biological process: intracellular signal transduction; protein phosphorylation. The record is from RefSeq and is a predicted model, not a curated record. Gene Ontology annotation, molecular function: MAP kinase activity; ATP binding. NCBI's taxonomy places the organism in Eukaryota, Viridiplantae, Streptophyta, Magnoliopsida, Asparagales, Orchidaceae.
UCCGCACAAUUCUCCAUAUCGCAUACAUUCCUUACGUAUAGAACAUAAAAUUCAGCAUCUCUCUAACAAUCGAUCAUCUCAAAGCCAUCAUACUUCGACGCAAACGCAAAUAAACAAUGCCAGAUAGAUUCGCCGUAAUUUUAUCCCUUGAGCUCUCUUUCUCCCUCCUCUCAUCUCGAAACUCUGAUUAGGCCCUGUUGGAAGAAAAAGGGGAAGCUUGCUUUAGCUCUUCCGAACUUUGUAUCUAGGGUUUGUAUCUUUCGGUGCUGGGAGGGAGAUGGACGCGGCGGAUACGGACAUGACGGAUGCGGGUCCAUCGAGGCAUCAAGCAGCGGUGGCGCAGCCGCCGGGCCUCGAGAGCAUACAGGCCACGCUAAGCCGUGGCGGACGCUUCAUACAAUACAAUAUUUUCGGUAACGUCUUCGAGGUCACUUCCAAGUACAAGCCGCCUAUUAUGCCAAUUGGGAAAGGGGCCUACGGGAUCGUGUGCUCGGCGUUCAAUUCUGAGACGGGCGAACAGGUGGCUAUCAAGAAAAUUGCGAAUGCUUUUGAUAAUAAGAUCGAUGCGAAGAGGACCUUGCGGGAGAUUAAGCUGCUUCGACAUAUGGAUCAUGAAAAUGUUGUUGCAAUCAGAGAUAUAAUUCCAACCCCACAAAGGGAACCAUUCAAUGACGUAUACAUUGCUUAUGAACUUAUGGACACUGAUCUCCAUCAGAUAAUUCGCUCAAAUCAGUCUCUGUCAGAAGAACACUGUCAGUAUUUCCUUUAUCAAAUCCUUCGUGGACUAAAAUACAUACAUUCUGCAAGUGUUCUACAUAGAGAUUUGAAGCCCAGCAACCUUCUACUGAAUGCUAACUGUGAUUUGAAGAUAUGCGACUUUGGAUUGGCUCGCACUACCUCGGAAACUGAUUUCAUGACCGAGUAUGUUGUUACAAGAUGGUACCGUGCACCAGAACUUCUGUUAAAUUCUUCAGAGUACACAACAGCAAUUGAUGUCUGGUCAGUUGGUUGCAUUUUUAUGGAACUAAUGGACCGCAAGCCCUUAUUUCCAGGGAGAGACCACGUACAUCAAUUACGCCUAUUGAUGGAGCUUAUAGGAACUCCUGAUGAAGCCGAUCUGGGAUAUGUAAAUGAGAAUGCAAGAAGAUACAUUAAUCAGCUUCCUCGCCAUAGACCCCAAUCGUUUCAUGAAAAAUUUCCUCAUGUUCAUCCUCAAGCUAUUGACCUUGUUGAAAAGAUGUUAACAUUUGAUCCAAGAAAGAGACUUACAGUUGAAGAAGCCCUCGAACAUCCUUACCUCGCAUCAUUGCAUGACAUCAGUGACGAGCCAGUCUGCUUGAUGCCAUUCAGCUUUGACUUCGAGCAGCAUGCUUUGUCAGAGGAGCAGAUGAAGGAGCUAAUAUACCGUGAGGCCCUUGCUUUCAACCCUGAGUAUCAAUUUAUUUAGGGUUUUGCUUUCUGAAUUUAGAUGCACUCCAUUUUUUUUUUUUUCGCUUGUCUGCUUAGCUCCCAUUGUUUUUGUAUUCUAGGAUCCAUGUAUAUUGUAUAUAUCGUUAUUGAACUACUUUCUGCUUCUGUUAUAUUGACUGUAAAAUCUAAAUGCAAAGAAUUUGUUUUGGUGGAAUAUUAGUUUGUUUGCAUCUAA